This is a messenger RNA of Epinephelus lanceolatus (giant grouper), 2757 nucleotides long. RefSeq names its product solute carrier family 7 member 6 (gene slc7a6). Gene Ontology annotation, molecular function: L-amino acid transmembrane transporter activity. Gene Ontology annotation, biological process: amino acid transmembrane transport. The record is from RefSeq and is a predicted model, not a curated record. Lineage: Eukaryota; Metazoa; Chordata; Actinopteri; Perciformes; Serranidae. Gene Ontology annotation, cellular component: membrane.
CAGCAGUUGUUUACGGGUACUGAUGUAUUUGCGGAUGAACAUCGUGUUGGCUGGCUGUCAAAAGAGCUAGCUCGGCAGGAGGGAAAGCAGCACAGGUUGUUCCAGAGGUUGCCAGAAAGGGACAAGGUUCUGUAGUGUCCACAGCCAGUCCUCAGUUCCUGCUGGUUCAGCCCUGAGACAGCGGCACCAUGGCCGACCAUGAAGAAUCGAAGAAGAUGAACGGCAGUGCGGGCCACUCUCCCCAUCUUUCAGAGCCACCCAAAGAAAGCAUGCAGCUUAAGAAGGAGAUCUCACUGCUCAAUGGAGUCAGCCUGAUCGUAGGAAACAUGAUCGGCUCUGGCAUCUUCGUCUCCCCCAAGGGUGUGCUCAUCUACAGUGCCUCUUACGGGCUGUCGCUAGUCAUCUGGGUCAUUGGGGGACUGUUCUCUGUGGUGGGGGCCCUCUGCUACGCUGAGCUGGGCACCACCAUCACCAAAUCAGGGGCGUCUUAUGCAUACAUCCUGGAGUCAUUCGGUGGUUUCAUAGCAUUCAUUCGUCUGUGGACAUCUUUAUUGAUUAUUGAGCCCACCAGCCAAGCGGUCAUAGCCAUUACAUUUGCAAACUACCUGGUGCAGCCACUCUUUCCAACAUGUGAACCACCAUAUGCAGCAGCCAGGCUCAUCGCUGCAGCGUGUAUAUGCUUACUGACAUUCAUCAACUCUGCAUAUGUAAAGUGGGGGACCCGAGUGCAAGAUAUUUUCACCUAUGCCAAGGUGGCUGCCCUCAUUGUCAUUAUCAUUACUGGCAUUGUCAAACUGUGCCAGGGUUACACAACCAACUUUGAAGCAUCCUUUCAGGGAUCGUCUACAGACCCUGGUGACAUCGCGCUGGCACUCUACUCUGCUCUUUUCUCCUAUUCUGGCUGGGACACCCUCAACUUUGUUACUGAGGAGAUCAAAAACCCUGAAAGGAACCUGCCCCUGGCCAUCGGCGUCUCUAUGCCCAUCGUCACUAUCAUCUACAUCCUCACCAAUGUGGCCUACUAUGCUGUUCUGGAUGUCAGUGCUAUACUGGCCAGUGAUGCAGUGGCAGUGACAUUUGCAGAUCACACUCUUGGUGUGAUGAGCUGGACCAUCCCUAUUGCUGUGGCUCUGUCCUGCUAUGGAGGCCUCAAUGCCUCCAUUAUAGCUGCAUCCAGGUUGUUCUUUGUGGGCUCUCGUGAGGGUCACCUUCCAGACGCUCUGUCUAUGAUCCACAUUCAGAGAUUCACUCCGAUCCCUGCUCUGAUCUUCAAUUGUAUCAUGUCUCUGAUCUACCUGACAGUGGAAGACGUCUUCCAACUCAUCAACUACUACAGCUUUAGCUACUGGUUCUUUAUGGGUCUGUCCAUCGCCGGCCAGAUCUACCUCCGCUGGAAAGAGCCCGACAGACCCAGACCGCUCAAGUUGUCUUUAUUGUACCCGGUGGUGUUCUGCCUAUGUGCUGUUUUCUUGGUGGCAGUACCUCUCUACAGCGACAACAUCAACUCCCUGAUUGGCAUCGCCAUUGCACUGUCAGGCGUUCCUGUCUACUUCCUGGGUGUCCAUUUACCAGAGUCCAAACGGCCGCCUAUCAUCACCAAGUUGCUGCGUUCUCUCACUCACCUCACCCAGUACACCUGCUACUGCGUACUGACAGAGAUGGACAAGAGUGAAUAGCAUCCAAUACACUUAAAAACUUGAUACAGCAGUCUCUGCAUCCUCGCAGCUGACAGUCACCAGGGGAGCCAGACGAGGGAUUCUUCAAUGAAAAAAGAGAUUUUAUUGUACUGUUCACCGUGAUGAAGCUCCCAGGCUCCACUGACUUGUUUACAACACCGAUGAUGCUGCCACAGACGCCACGUUCACUUGCAGAUUUAUCCUGAAACUCAAGGACAUUCAAAACCUCCAGCCAUAAGGAUAGACAGUACUGUUAUAUGGCAUAUUGUGGACAUGGCUACAGUUUAAUUUCUUCAGCACAUUAUUUAAUUAUCUUUCUAUAUAUAGAUAUAUUAAUAUAAAAGAUUUGCCUUGUUAGUUCCACAGGUAUGUGUCUAUACUGGUGCAGUGCCCGUUAAAAACGUGCAGACUGCUUGGCCUCUAGUAUUGCUGCUUGCAGCCUUCUCGAGCGCCACUCAUCCAAACUACUUCACAUUCAACACUGAGCUUCCUUCCUGAGCAAUAACCUGCCAUGACAUAGUUGCAUCCCCUAGCAGUGCUAGAAUAUACGCAUCAUUUGGGUGCAAAAGCUCACACGAACAUUUAUGGCCUCAGUGAAGUCACAGCCCGGCUGUUCAUUUCAAAAGUUACAUGUGUUAAUUGUAACAACUCUGUUCUCCUCGAUCUCGUCUUCGUCUGUUUAUGAAUGUACUGGAGUGAGCGUCGGAGAACGAGCUGUAUCCAGCAUGCCUUUCAGAGGUGUAACAGUUAAUAGGGGUCCACAUUUCAGUACACUACACAGUGUGUACUUCUGGCAGUAGUAAUGCACUACUCGUAGACGCGUAGAUCUGAAGAGCUUGCACUCAGCACUGCACUUCCUGGGGUCCUCAGCAAUGCAGCCACCAUGUGUGAAGUCGACUGGAUAAACGGUUGUCGGACAGCACAAGCUAGGACAGAGACAUUUUUCUCUGAGAGAGAGUCAGAGACUCCCUUCGCUUUCACUAAAGGGGAACUUCACCCAUUUUCAAAAUUCAUACGUUAUUCCUACGGUCAAAGACAGUCCAAAAAAAUUAGUAAACAUGAACAACUCUCUAUUCAUUCA